AUGGGAGCGGCCACGGUGUGGGCGCUGCCGGCCCGGUGGUACAGCGACCCCGAGAUCUACCAGGCCGAGCGACGUCACAUUUUCUCACGCCAAUGGCUCUGGAUCGGCCGCGAGGCGGAACUCGCCGAGCCAGGUCAAUACAUAACGGCGGCCCCCGCCGGGUUCCCUCUCUUCGUGCGCCGCGGCGAGGACGGUGCGUUGCACGGCUUUCACAAUGUCUGCCGGCACAGGGCUUCCAAGCUGCUCACGGAAUCCAGCGGGCGCUGCGACACCAUCGAGUGCCCCUAUCACGGCUGGCGUUAUCGUUCCGACGGCGCCCUGGAUCAUGUGCCGCUGUUCGGCGAGGCACCGGAUUUUCCAAAGGACGAGCUGUCCCUGUUCUCCAUUUCCGUCGACGUCUGGCGUGGCCUCCUCUUCGUGUGCCUGGACCCGGACGCACCGCCACUCAUCGAAUGGCUCGGUCCGAUCGAAGACAUCGUCGAGCGGACCGCACCGGCGCAGGCCAGUUUCGGGCGAGAGCUGGUGUUUGUUGCCGACUGCAAUUGGAAGACCUAUGUCGACAAUUACCAGGAGGGGUAUCAUAUCCCCCCGCUGCACCCGGGAUUGAACCGUGAUCUCGACUGGAAGCGCUACAGAGUCAUCAAUUUCGACGGCGGCAGCCUGCAUGACGGGCCGCCGAAGGAUCGCUCGACCCAUCCCGGCGCUUUCGGUUGGCGUUUCCCCAAUUUUGCGUUCAACUCGUACCCCGACGGGCUUUCCUUCAUGCGGAUGGAGCCGGUCGGCCCGCGCCAGACGCGCCUCGUCUACGACUACUGGCGGCCGGACUCGGUCAGCCAAGAGGACUUCGAGGCGACGAUCGCCUACGGCGUCCAGGUGUCGGAGGAGGACCAAUGGAUCACGCCGAUCAUUCAGGAGAACCUAGAGGCCGGCGUGUACGAUCAAGGCCCGCUCAGCCCGCGCCACGAGAACGGCGUGCACUACUUUCACGAAAUGGUGCGGCAGGCGAUGGGCUCCGCAGCGUAA
Geodia barretti is the source of this 1023-nucleotide messenger RNA. NCBI's taxonomy places the organism in Eukaryota, Metazoa, Porifera, Demospongiae, Tetractinellida, Geodiidae. The record is from the annotation of a GenBank genome assembly.